GACGCAGGAGAAUUGCUUAACCCAGGAGGCGGAAGUUGUGGUGAGUGCAGAUCGCACCAUUGCACUCGAGCCUGGGCAACAAGAGUGAAACUCCAACUCAAAAAAGAAAAAAAAAAGAGUGUUCUCCCUAAACCAGCACCUCCUCUGCAGUAUCCUCUGACCUAGACUCUUACUUUUAGUUUUGUCAGUUUCCUUUGGAGAGUGAGAGCUGCCCUGUGGUACAGACUGAGACCCCAAGCUCAGGGGCCCCUCAUUUACCUGACUACUUCAGCUGCAAGUGAGAGAGUUGGGCAUCUUAUCCCUGGCCUAAUAGUGGGCACCUUGUCACUGGUCUAAUGGGUGCUCAGAGCUCUGGUGUGGAAUGGGCACCUUCCCCAAAUCCAGGAGGCCCAGCACCUGGGCCAAGGUGAGGAUCAGCCCACCUCCAACCUCCAGCAGCUGGGAGAGUGGGUAGGGGUGGCACAAAACAGAACUAAACCUUGGGGGAGUGAUCAGAAUGAGCUUGUGUCUUCUCUCAUUCAUUCCAUUCCUUCAUUCAGAUAUGAAACUUUUGUGGCACACCUGGUAGGCCCCAAGGGUACAGGGUACAGACACAUACAAAAUACAGCCUCUGUUUUUAACAGCAGUCAAAAAGCAAGCAAUGAGAACUAAUGAUAACUUCCAGAGUACUCACAAUAUACCAGGCACCGUUUAAAGCACUUUCCUUUACAGUCUCUGUGAAGUCUCACAACUUUAUGAGGUAGGUACUAUUCUCAGCCUGUUUCUCAGGUGAGGAAAGUGGGGCUCAAGAGGGAUUAUGUGUGUGAUCUGAGAAACCAACACAGAUGUCUCUUUAUCAACUAAGAUGGACCUUAAGGUUAAAGAAACAACAGUGACUUAUGGCUCAAGUUGAGCGUUCAGCAAAGCUGGCAUGGCAACACCCUAAAUUCCUACAGCUGCAAGAGAAAACAUACUCUUGCCAAACUCCCUAACAAUAGGAUCUAUCAGGCAAAUUAUCAGACCCUUCCAACUCUGAUUUACAUCCAGACCACUAUAACUCUAAGUGGAGAGAAGACUGGCCUGAUAAACAUUCUUUUUUGAUAAAGAACUGCAGACCUUAAGCCAGUUUCAGCUAGCUUCAGGCUGCCCGCAAACUGUGUCCAUAAGUUCACCUUUUGAUAUAAAGAGCCAAGUUUCACCUCAUUUUAAUAAUCCCACCCCAAAGUGAACAUGGGCUGUAUGUUACAUACAUGUUUACCUGUCGUACAUGCUCUUGUCUCUAUAAAUGUGUAUAAUUUCCCCCCAAACCUGCUGUAUAUAUAUGAUGCUAACCUUACGAGACAUAGAACCCAACAUACCCUUCCCCUCUUCAGAGAGCACCUUCCUUACAUGCCGGAGACUGUUGCUUCAAAGUUUGCAAACCGAUGUCACCAGUAAGGUUCUCCUUUUGUAAUGGAACAGAGGCUCUGCUGCUCGCUGUUUGCAAAGCCAGUAACAGGGACAAAGUACAUUAUAAGUGACUAUUUCCAAAGCUAGCAGUGGGGAAACAUACAGGCACACCCUUCUAGAAACCACUUCAAAACUCUGGGCUGAGGGCAGGGGUUUUAGAUAGGUAAGCUGGAUGUGGGAGGCAUGCAGGAGCUGUGCAGGGUGCAGGGGCUGUGUGUCUUGCUCUGAUGCUACUCUUGAAUUAUGGUCCACCUGGAGUACAGGCUGGUGCCAUCUUGACAGUGGCCAGGCUGUAGAUGAUCCAUCUCAAGGCAAUCUUUAAGUGGGGGAGAAUGCUGUAGCUGUGCCCUCAUGCCUGGUUUGUUUUAAAUUAGCCCCUGGAAUUUCUUAACAAGCACAGAGUUCAGUAAAUGUGCAUGGAAUAGGAGUGUAUGGUGGAGAGGGAAGGGAAUGGAGUUUCAAAGUAUAUUUCAAGGGUAUAUUUUAAGACUAAGGAAGAAAGGUUUCUACAGUUUUUUUCAAGGUUACAUCUUGAGAUGGGGAAGAAAGGAAAAAAGUUUUAAAAUGCAUUUUGAAGCUAAGCUCCUUGGUUACACUUGCUGCUAUUUAGCCAUCCUGGUGGUCUUUUGAAUGGCAGGUGAUUUUGCUGAAGAUGCAGUGGAAUUUGAGCUGGUAAUGUGGCUCCAGAGUUCAGGUGCUUAAACACCACAUUCUACUGCCUUCCAAGACCCUGUGGGUUAAUAAGGGAGGCAGAGAAGUAAACAGCCACUUUCAGUUGGAAGUCAUACACGUUAGGAGUGCAGGAAGCAUGGACAAGAAGGUUGGAGGAUGUGGGGGUGGGAGUCAGGGUGGGGAUGACAACCACUCUGAAUAUAAUCAGACCAGCAGAAAUUACUAGGUGAAAUGGAGAAGAGAAACUCAGAGAAUGUGGGAGAUGAGAGGUUGACAUGACCAUGGAGAGGAGGACAUGGGUGGGCUGGGGCUGGAACCUUGAGGAUUUUAGUGCCAAGUGAGUCUGAAUCUGUCCAGACAGUGAUAGGAAGCCAUUGCAGGAGAUUUUUAGGUUGGCAUAUGCAGUGGCAUAAUCACAGCUCACUGAAGUCUCCAUCUCCUGGCCUCAAGUGAUCCUCCCACCUCAGCCUCCUGAGUAGCUGGGACUACAGGUGUGUGCCACCACACCCAGCUGAUUUUACCUUUUUUUUUUCUUUUAAAUAAACACAGUGGGGGCUUUUCAUUCUACCCUCAUCUUGGCUUCAUUUUAUCAGUUUCUUGAACAGAAGAGAGCACUGGGGUUAUAUCCUGAUGGGAGAAUGCUUAAAUGUUCUGCUCCCCAAAAUGCAUAAUGGCUGCAUUCGGAGGCUGUUGGAGGACAGCCUCUCCCGCCCUGGGCCACGGGAGUCCUGUCAAUCCUACUGAAGCUCCUGAAGUUCCAAGUGACUUCAGUGUCCAAGGAGUGAGGAAUCCUGAAAUGACUUCCCCACAUCCCAAGAUAGCUGGACCCAGGAGAAUGUUUUAUUCAUGUAUUUUAGAACUGAAUCUACUUUGAUAAAUUUUGAAGAGAAACAGCCAGAGAGAUCUUGGCACUAAAUUAUGUAUCAGUGAUGCUCCAUCCUUUCCAAGGUCAGGAGAACCUCUGCUAAGCAUUAGCUGAAGGUGUUUCUUCGCCCUUAGCAUCGCCAUUAGGCAGCAUGGCUAUGCACCAUUAUGAGUCAUAUCGAGUUGGGAGUUAAUUUCCUAAUGAAUGUGGACAAAUGGGUGAACCUUGGCUCCCUUCCAACUGCAUUGGAUGAGAUGAGAGAUGUGCCUCUCAAUUUGAUUCUCCGAUAAGAGAUGAAGACUUAGUCUCCUUUAUUUGUCUUUGCUGCCCUUCCAGAAUCUGGUACUCAGUAGUGCAGCAGGACCAUGGUUGGCCUUAGAACCCAUCAGCCCACCUCCUCCUGCCUUCUUUGUAUGGACAACUGAGGCUCUUCAUCUCAACAUCAAGAGCAAAAGCAAAUCCUUGAGCUCGAUUUGAUUGUCAGAGAUGAAGAUGGAAAUAUCCUGGACCCUGAUAAUACCAGCGUCAUCAGCUUGUUCCAUGCACAUGAGGAAGCAACUGAUAAAAUCACAGAGCGUAUCAAAGAAGAAAUGUCAAAAGACCAGCCAGAUUAUGGAAUGUAUUCCCGGAUCUCCUCAUCCCCCACCCAUAGCCUCUAUGUCUUCGUGAGAAACUUUGUGUGCCGAAUUGGGGAAGAUGCCGAGCUCUUCAUGUCUCUCUAUGACCCCAACAAGCAAACAGUCAUAAGUGAGAACUACCUGGUGCGAUGGGGCAGCCGGGGCUUCCCUAAGGAGAUUGAGAUGCUCAACAACCUGAAGGUGGUCUUCACGGAUCUUGGAAACAAAGACCUCAACAGGGAUAAAAUUUACUUGAUUUGUCAAAUAGUUCGGGUUGGGAAGAUGGAUCUUAAGGAUACUGGUACAAAGAAGUGCACACAGGGACUGAGGAGGCCCUUUGGGGUGGCAGUUAUGGAUAUAACAGACAUCAUCAAGGGGAAAGCAGAGAGUGAUGAAGAAAAGCAGCACUUCAUUCCUUUUCACCCGGUUACAGCUGAGAAUGACUUCCUACACAGCCUGCUGGGCAAAGUCAUAGCCUCCAAGGGGGACAGUGGAGGGCAAGGCCUCUGGGUGACCAUGAAGAUGUUGGUGGGUGACAUCAUUCAGAUCCGCAAGGACUAUCCACACCUGGUGGACAGGACCACCGUAGUGGCCAGGAAGCUGGGCUUCCCAGAGAUCAUCAUGCCAGGGGAUGUCAGGAACGACAUCUACAUUACUCUCUUACAAGGUGACUUUGACAAGUACAACAAGACCACACAGAGGAAUGUGGAAGUGAUCAUGUGUGUGUGCGCGGAGGACGGGAAAACGCUGCCCAAUGCAAUUUGCGUGGGAGCUGGGGACAAGCCCAUGAAUGAGUAUCACUCCGUCGUGUACUAUCAAGUCAAACAGCCACGCUGGAUGGAAACAGUCAAGGUGGCUGUCCCCAUUGAAGACAUGCAGAGGAUCCAUCUGCGAUUCAUGUUUCGACACCGGUCAUCUCUGGAAUCUAAAGAUAAAGGAGAAAAGAACUUUGCCAUGUCCUAUGUGAAGCUGAUGAAAGAAGAUGGGACUACUCUACACGAUGGAUUCCAUGACUUGGUUGUCCUCAAGGGGGACAGCAAGAAGAUGGAGGAUGCCAGUGCAUACCUGACCCUUCCUUCCUACCGACACCAUGUGGAAAACAAGGGGGCCACCCUGAGCCGGAGCUCCAGCAGCGUUGGGGGGCUUUCUGUCAGCUCCCGGGAUGUGUUCUCCAUUUCCACCCUGGUGUGCUCCACCAAGCUCACUCAGAAUGUGGGCUUGUUGGGUUUGCUGAAGUGGCGUAUGAAGCCUCAACUGCUACAGGAGAAUUUGGAAAAGUUGAAGAUUGUGGAUGGAGAAGAAGUGGUGAAGUUUCUCCAGGAUACUCUGGACGCCCUCUUUAACAUCAUGAUGGAGCAUUCUCAAAGUGAUGAGUAUGACAUCCUCGUCUUUGAUGCCUUGAUCUACAUAAUAGGACUCAUUGCAGACCGGAAAUUUCAACAUUUCAACACCGUUCUGGAGGCUUACAUCCAACAGCAUUUCAGUGCAACCUUGGCUUACAAGAAAUUGAUGACAGUACUGAAGACUUACUUGGAUACCUCCAGCAGAGGGGAGCAAUGUGAGCCAAUCCUAAGAACCUUGAAGGCUUUGGAAUAUGUGUUCAAGUUCAUUGUUCGGUCAAGGACAUUAUUUUCACAGCUUUACGAAGGCAAAGAACAGAUGGAGUUUGAAGAAUCCAUGAGACGGCUCUUUGAGUCUAUCAACAAUCUGAUGAAAAGUCAAUACAAAACUACCAUCCUUUUGCAGGUGGCGGCUUUGAAAUACAUCCCAUCUGUCCUGCAUGAUGUAGAAACGGUCUUUGAUGCAAAGUUACUCAGCCAACUCCUGUAUGAAUUCUACACCUGCAUCCCUCCUGUGAAACUCCAGAAGCAGAAAGUACAGUCUAUGAAUGAGAUAGUCCAGAGCAACCUCUUUAAAAAGCCAGAAUGCCGGGACAUUCUGCUUCCUGUCAUCACCAAAGAGCUGAAGGAGCUGCUGGAGCAGAAGGAUGAGAUGCAGCACCAGGUCCUGGAGAAGAAGUACUGCGUUGAAUUGCUCAACAGCAUCCUGGAGGUCCUUAGCUAUCAGGAUGCGGCCUUCACCUAUCACCACAUCCAGGAGAUCAUGGUCCAGCUGCUGCGGACAGUGAACCGGACAGUCAUCACCAUGGGCAGGGAUCAUGUUCUGAUCAGUCACUUUGUGGCCUGUAUGACGGCCAUCUUAAACCAGAUGGGUGACCAGCACUACUCCUUCUACAUUGAGACCUUCCAGACCAGCUCUGAACUUGUGGACUUCCUGAUGGAGACCUUUAUCAUGUUCAAGGACCUCAUUGGGAAGAAUGUGUACCCUGGAGACUGGAUGGCCAUGAGCAUGGUUCAAAACAGGGUCUUCCUGAGAGCUAUCAACAAGUUUGCAGAAACCAUGAACCAGAAGUUCCUGGAGCACACGAACUUUGAGUUCCAACUGUGGAACAACUAUUUUCAUCUGGCAGUGGCUUUUAUCACCCAGGAUUCUCUGCAGCUGGAGCAGUUCUCGCACGCCAAGUACAACAAAAUCCUGAAUAAGUACGGGGACAUGAGACGUCUCAUUGGCUUCUCCAUCCGUGAUAUGUGGUACAAGCUUGGUCAGAACAAAAUCUGCUUCAUCCCAGGCAUGGUGGGACCUAUAUUAGAGAUGACACUUAUCCCUGAGGCUGAGCUGCGGAAAGCCACCAUACCAAUCUUCUUCGACAUGAUGCUGUGUGAAUAUCAAAGAAGUGGGGAUUUCAAAAAGUUUGAAAACGAAAUCAUCCUGAAGCUGGACCACGAGGUGGAAGGGGGCCGGGGCGAUGAGCAGUACAUGCAGCUGCUGGAGUCAAUCCUGAUGGAGUGUGCAGCAGAGCACCCGUCCAUUGCCAAGUCAGUGGAGAACUUCGUGAACCUGGUCAAAGGCCUCCUGGAGAAGCUGCUGGAUUACCGGGGCGUGAUGACGGAUGAGAGCAAAGACAACCGCAUGAGCUGCACUGUGAACCUGCUGAAUUUCUACAAAGAUAACAACAGGGAGGAAAUGUACAUAAGGUACCUGUACAAACUCCGCGAUCUUCACCUGGACUGCGAGAAUUACACAGAGGCUGCCUACACGCUCCUUCUCCACACCUGGCUUCUCAAGUGGUCAGAUGAACAGUGUGCAUCGCAGGUCAUGCAGACAGGCCUGCAGCAUCCCCAGACACACCGGCAGCUCAAGGAGACACUCUACGAGACCAUCAUAGGCUACUUUGACAAAGGAAAGAUGUGGGAAGAGGCCAUCAGUCUGUGCAAGGAGCUGGCGGAACAGUAUGAGAUGGAGAUCUUUGACUAUGAGCUGCUCAGCCAGAACCUGAUCCAGCAGGCAAAAUUCUAUGAGAGCAUCAUGAAAAUCCUCAGGCCUAAACCAGACUACUUUGCUGUUGGGUACUAUGGCCAGGGAUUUCCCUCUUUCCUGCGGAACAAAGUGUUCAUCUACCGAGGGAAGGAGUAUGAGCGAAGAGAAGAUUUCCAGAUGCAGCUGAUGACCCAGUUCCCCAACGCGGAGAAGAUGAACACCACCUCUGCCCCUGGAGAUGAUGUGAAGAACGCUCCAGGCCAGUACAUCCAGUGCUUCACUGUCCAGCCUGUCUUGGAUGAACACCCCAGGUUCAAGAAUAAGCCAGUGCCUGACCAGAUUAUAAACUUCUACAAAUCCAACUACGUGCAAAGAUUCCACUACUCCCGACCCGUGCGCAGGGGGACCGUAGACCCGGAGAAUGAGUUUGCCUCGAUGUGGAUUGAGAGAACCUCCUUCGUGACUGCGUACAAGCUGCCGGGGAUCUUACGCUGGUUUGAGGUGGUGCACAUGUCGCAGACCACAAUUAGUCCUCUGGAGAAUGCCAUAGAAACCAUGUCCACGGCCAAUGAGAAGAUCCUGAUGAUGAUAAACCAGUACCAGAGUGACGAGACCCUCCCCAUCAACCCGCUCUCCAUGCUCCUGAAUGGGAUUGUGGACCCUGCUGUCAUGGGAGGCUUUGCCAAGUACGAGAAGGCCUUCUUCACUGAAGAGUACAUCAGGGACCACCCUGAGGACCAGGACAAGCUGACCCACCUCAAGGACCUGAUUGCAUGGCAGAUCCCCUUCCUGGGAGCUGGGAUUAAGAUCCACGAGAAAAGGGUGUCAGAUAACCUGAGACCCUUCCAUGACCGGAUGGAGGAAUGUUUCAAGAACCUGAAAAUGAAGGUGGAGAAGGAAUAUGGUGUCCGAGAGAUGCCUGACUUUGAUGACAGGAGAGUGGGCCGCCCCAGGUCCAUGCUGCGCUCAUACAGACAGAUGUCCAUCAUCUCUCUGGCUUCCAUGAAUUCUGACUGCAGCACCCCCAGCAAAACCACCUCCGAGAGCUUUGACCUGGAAUUAGCACCACCUAAGACUCCAAGAGUGGAGCAGGAGGAGCCGAUCUCCCCAGGGAGCACCCUGCCUGAGGUCAAGCUGCGGAGGUCCAAGAAGAGGACGAAGAGAAGCAGUGUAGUGUUUGCGGACGAGAAAGCAGCCGCCGAGUCGGACCUGAAGCGGCUUUCCAGGAAACAUGAGUUCAUGAGUGACACCAACCUCUCGGAGCACACGGCCAUCCCCCUCAGGGCGUCCGUCCUCUCUCAAAUGAGUUUUGCCAGCCAGUCCAUGCCUACCAUCCCAGCCCUGACGCUCUCCUUGGCAGGCAUGCCUGGGGUGGACGAGGCCAACAUAUCCCCCCGCCUCAGCCAGACCUUCCUCCAUCUCUCAGACAGUGACAAGAAGACACUCAAACGGAAGAAAGUCAAUCAGUUCUUCAAGACAAUGCUGGCCAGCAAAUCAGCUGAAGAAGGCAAACAGAUCCCAGACUCGCUGUCCACGGACCUGUGAGCUGCUGCUGACUAGGGCUGCAUGGGAGAGCCAGGGAGGGGAGUUUCCGGAAAAAGAGAACCAUGGGUGCAACAUCAAAGCCUCAGAGAGUUGGAGACUGUCCCCAUCAGUUGUUCUCACUUAGAGGAGACACAGGGGCCAAUCAGGUCCCAGAGCUUGAGUGUAACAAGCCCAACAUCCCCUGGGGCAGUGAUGGUGGUGAAUGAAGAAGCCUCAACAUAGAUUCUUGAAUGCAAGGAACUGGCAAGAAUGCCUUCUCCCAGUGUGCUCUCCCCAACAUCCUAGCCACAGCUUUCGUAGCCCAGUUUCUUAGGUGUAAGAAACUUUCAUUUACUGAGUCCCAGACCUUAACAGAAAAUGAAGUCUUUUAAAUAUUCUUUUUAAUUUUAUUUUAGAUUAACAGUUUUGUACUUUACAUUUUUUAAUACAACCAACCAGUUUCUUUUCUAGCUGAUCAUCUCCAAAGUGUUGCUGUUUCUUACUGACAAUAAAAAUGGUCCCUUGGUUCGA
Cebus imitator (Panamanian white-faced capuchin) is the source of this 8955-nucleotide messenger RNA. It is a transcript of the gene DOCK2, whose product is annotated as dedicator of cytokinesis 2. The transcript is spliced from 47 exons. Gene Ontology annotation, cellular component: plasma membrane; cytoplasm. NCBI's taxonomy places the organism in Eukaryota, Metazoa, Chordata, Mammalia, Primates, Cebidae. Bases 3556 to 8445 code for a protein of 1629 amino acids. Gene Ontology annotation, biological process: actin cytoskeleton organization; small GTPase-mediated signal transduction; cell migration. The record is from RefSeq and is a predicted model, not a curated record. Gene Ontology annotation, molecular function: small GTPase binding; guanyl-nucleotide exchange factor activity; GTPase activator activity.